AUGGGAGACGACGAGGUGUCGGACGAGGACCUUCUGCACUUGAGUCUGUUGCACGAGCGCUGCGUGGCCGAUACAGACGCAGUUUUGCCCUGGCAAUUCGGCAGUCCCGGUCGCCAAUUGGCCAACGCAACAGCUAGCAAUCCAGAGGUUGUGAUGCAUCAGAAUGACUCAAACUUGUUGCAGAAGCUCAAGCAGUGUCCAGACGUGGACAUUUAUCUGCCUAGUCAUCUACACGGCAAUGGCUACUGCGAGGACGCAGUAGCAUACGCCAAAUAUUUGAACUCGAGACUACUACCAUUGUGGGCGUUGCAGGAUAAAAUGUACGACACGGAGCUCGGACGCGAGGUGGACUACUUCGACUUGUGUCCCAAGACACCAAUGAUCUUCUUUAACCACUACUGGGACGACGUGCCGUCCAUGCCGCGUUGGCCAGAGAGCAAGCCCAUCUACUUGAUGCCAAAUAUCGAAAUGAUCGAGCUGACCCCCGAACUUUACUGGCGAGUAAAUGUCGUGUUGUGCAAGACGCAGAUCUGUUUUGACAGGGUGACUAAGUGGAACAAGAGCGGUGCUGGAGUGUUGGACUUCGACGGCAGGCUUGCCGCCGCUAGACGUGUACAUCAACCCAGUGACUGCCAUGAAUACGAGAAGCUUUGCCAGGAUUUGCAGUCGUCGAUUUCCACGUGGAGUGGCUUCAUUUAUCGCGUCGACAUGGGCCAGUUGAGUUCAGAGGAGCCUCCACGCGGCCGUCGGAGCUGGGCGCUGCUUCUCCUCGUGCCGAUCGUGGUAGUGGCACUUUUCACGCUCAUUAUCGAGACGACGUCGCUGCUUGGACCACCGGGAGAUAAACUUCUCGGUCUGCAUCGAGUUAUCGGCUUGACGUGGCGCAAUCGCUUCAGUUACUUUUUAUCGGCUGACGAGGCUGUUGCAGACGAAGACUUAUUGCAUCUGAGUUUACUACAUGAAGUCUGCAUCACGGACACGAAUACCUCGCUACCAUGGCAAUUCGGCUCACCGGGAAACCAGGCUCUAGGAGGAACAGCCAAUAACACACAAGUACUGAUGCGCAAGAACGACAAAGAUCUACUCCAGAAGCUCCGCCAGUGUCCAAGUGUCGACGUUUUUCUUCCGCAUAACGUGCACACUAGCGGCUAUUGCGAGGACGCUGUUGCCUUUGUCAAAUAUUUAGAGUCGCGACUGCUGCCUGAAUGGGUUCUUGAAAUCAAGCUCUUUGACCCAGACCUGGGUCGUGAAGUGGAUUAUUUUGACUUGUGUCCCAAAACACCCAUGCUUUUCCUUGAUCAUCAUUGGGGUGGAGUGACGGCAUCGCCCCGAUGGCCGAAAGGAAAACCCAUUUAUAUGGUCCCGAACAUCGAAAUCGUUGAACUUACGCCGAUGCAUUACUACGGAGUAGACGUCAUCCUCUGCAAGACAAGUGAAUGCUAUGAUCGUGUGACGAAAUGGUUUGAAUUAGAGGGUAAUCCACGCAACGCCAAGGUGUUUUUUACAAAACACACAUCGACAGAUCCGGGUUUAUUCGUCCGCAAGAGGUUGGGUGAAUACGCUGUGGCAGACAAGGAUUUUUCCGAUAUCAGGGUCGUCCACACAGCAGGUAUCAGCACUGCGAAAGGAACAAGAGAAGUUUUAGAGUGCUGGACAUACACUGCAGGCUUACCUCCACUAAACGUAUACAUCGACCGCAAGCCGUUCUAUCGCUUGUUCCCAGCUUCGUACAAAUUAAAGAUCGCGCGGAGUCUCAGCCCUGUUAGUAUCCAUUUGGGUAUGCUGAAUCGCAUGAAUUACAGCAAAGUUGUCGCUGACGCCUCGUUCGUCGUAAACCCAAGUUACAGUGAAGGGUAUGGGCACCUUAUCAACCAGGCUCGAGCUUCAGGUGCAGUCGUUAUUACCAACGAUAUACCUCCCAUGAACGAGAUGAUUAUUGCGAACGAGUCGGGUAUAUUGAUAUCGGUGCAACGUGAGAAGCAUCCGAUGGUGGUGUUGGGUGGCAAGUACAAAGGAGAGCACGGGUUAAAAGGAUUUGGGGGUCUUGUGGCAGCCUUCGAAAGCUCCGACGUGUGUGAAGCGGUGCAGCGAUUGAUGUGGCAAACAACGCCUGGAGAACGUGCGGACAUGGGUCUGAACGCCCGCCGACAGUUCCAUGCAGACACCAAGUACUUUGCAAACGCUAUGCAAAGAGUAAGGGAAUAUGCCAUGAGUUAA
This is a messenger RNA of Phytophthora infestans T30-4, 2217 nucleotides long. RefSeq lists its product as uncharacterized. The transcript is spliced from 5 exons. The coding region runs from base 1 to 2217 and encodes 738 amino acids. The record is from RefSeq and is a predicted model, not a curated record. NCBI's taxonomy places the organism in Eukaryota, Oomycota, Peronosporomycetes, Peronosporales, Peronosporaceae. Gene Ontology annotation, molecular function: glycosyltransferase activity.